Messenger RNA from Caenorhabditis sp. 36 PRJEB53466, 1229 nucleotides. NCBI's taxonomy places the organism in Eukaryota, Metazoa, Nematoda, Chromadorea, Rhabditida, Rhabditidae. The record is from the annotation of a GenBank genome assembly.
AUGUCGACGCGCCAAAACCCAGUGAGAAGUGCACGGCAACGAGCGGAAGUGAGUUUUUCCAGUGAGUAUUGAUUUAUGAGAUCCCUAUGUAUUACAGAAAAAAGAAGUGUUUGUGGUUGAAAAAGUGAUGGACAAACGUAUCAGUCGGACGGGCAAAAUUGAAUUCCUUAUCAAAUGGGAGGUUUGUGAUCGGAAAAUUGAAAAAUGACGCUGAAAGUGUGGACUUUCAGGGAUUUUCACAAGCCGAUAGUACUUGGGAGCCAAAGGAAAACCUUCAUUGCGAUCGGAUGAUUGAAGAAUACGAGAAAGCAUGCUCAAGAGUACAUAAUUCCGCCCAUUCUCAUCACAGAAACAUACAUUUUAGCGUGAACGUCAUAGAAGGCAAAAUCGGAGUCCAUCAAACUCGCCCGAACCAGAAACAUCUUCAAGUUACAACACGGAACAGUUGCGCGGAAAAGUCUUGGACAACAUCAUUGGAGUGACAAAGGCGCCUGGACAACUACAAAUAUUGUGCAGAUUCACAGAUGGCACGUGUGAUUUGGUUCCGGCGAAAGAAGUGUAUGAUAGGUGAGCGUUUUGGGCAGACUAAAGUCAACCUCCAGUUAACCCUGAAUCAAUCAAUACCCAUCAUUUGCCAUCUAACAAGAUAUUUGAACAACCAAACCCUGCACAUACAUGCAUAUUAUUCCAUUUGAUCUUUGCACCAACCUCAUUUCUGUUUAAUAACCCUCUCUUUUCCCUCUCCUUUAGUCUCGCUGACCUUGCGUGUGUAUUCAACCUCCUCGCCCUCCUCCUCACCUUCUUCACAAAGACCUCCAUUUUUUUCUUCAUUGCCCGCGCAAUAGAACCACAUGGUGUUCUUCUUAAUAGCCAAGGAGCGCAUCUUGAUGAGAAUUCGCUUUUCGCUUAUCCGCAUUCAAAUGCGACAUCUAGCAAAGGAGAAAAAGGAAUUAGGAUCCGGAAAACCUCUAGGGGAAAGCAUGAUAAGAAAAAAUGUUCAAAAAGAAUUUUUUGUGAAUGAACAAUUGCUUUCUGGACAAAAAAUCAGACUUGCCGUGGCCGUGCAGGACCGAUGGAGGUCCGACCACCGGCCCAGCCCAAUUGGCCCGAGUUUCACAAUCCCUUGACAUUCCAGAUUCCCAGUCCAUGCGCUCAAGUUCUACGAAGGAAGGCUCAAAGCUCAAGGAGUGUCACCUGAGGAAACCGAGUGGAUGACAGCAAAACGCUAA